Eucalyptus grandis is the source of this 1606-nucleotide messenger RNA. RefSeq names its product benzyl alcohol O-benzoyltransferase. The record is from RefSeq and is a predicted model, not a curated record. The transcript is spliced from 2 exons. NCBI's taxonomy places the organism in Eukaryota, Viridiplantae, Streptophyta, Magnoliopsida, Myrtales, Myrtaceae. Bases 95 to 1471 code for a protein of 458 amino acids.
CGAUGGAAGCUCACAAGCGCCACGCACAAUUCCUAUAGGCCAUCAUAUCUGCACUAGUGCGUAGUAGCCAUCAUCAUCAGGUUGGAGACGGACGAUGGCGCCUCAGGAUUCUUUGGUGUUCAAGGUGCGGAGAUGCGAGGCCGAGCUGGUCCGUCCGGCGAGGCCGACGCCCCGCGAGCACAAGAGGCUGUCGGACGUCGACGACCAGGAGGGCCUCCGGUUCCAGAUCCCUGCUAUCCAUUUUUACCCGGGCGACGGGUCCGGGCGGGACCCGGCGCGUGCCAUCCGAGAGGGGCUCGCCAGGGCGCUGGUGUUCUACUACCCCUUCGCGGGCCGCCUGAGGGAGCUCCCCGGUAGCCGGAAGCUGGUGGUGGACUGCAACGAGGAAGGGGUGUUGUUCGUGGAGGCUGACGCGGACGUCACCCUCGACCAGUUCGGGGACGCCCUCCAGCCUCCCUUCCCUUGCCUGGAGGAGCUCAUCUUCGACGUCCCCGGCUCCUCCGCCGUCCUCGACGCCCCUGUCUUGCUCAUUCAGGUGACUCGUCUCAAGUGCGGGGGCUUCAUCUUUGCUGUGCGCCUCAACCACGCGAUGAGCGACGCUGCGGGGCUGGUCCAGUUCAUGACGGCGGUGGGGGAGAUGGCGAAGGGCGCCGACGCCCCUUCGGUCCUCCCUGUGUGGCAACGGGAGCUGCUGGACGCCCGAGACCCGCCACGGAUCACGUGCACCCACCGGGAGUACGAGCAGGUGGAGGACACCAAGGGGACCCUCAUCCCGCUCGAUGACAUGGAGCACCGCUCCUUCUUCUUCGGGGCUGCCCAGAUGUCUGCACUCCGCAGCCGGGUGCCUCCCCACCAGCGCGCGAGCUCCACGUUCGAGGUCCUCACCGCGUGCCUCUGGCGAUGCCGCACCAUCGCGAUCCAGCCCGACCCCGAGGAGGAGGUGCGGGUGCUGUGCAUCGGAAACGCCCGGACCAAGUUUAACCCGCCCCUGCCGGCCGGGUACUACGGGAAUGCUUUCGCGUUCCCCGUGGCGGUGACAAGGGCAGACAAGCUGUGCCAGAACCCGCUGGGAUACGCGCUGGAGCUGGUGAAGAAGGCCAAGGCGGACGUGACGGAGGAGUACAUGAGGUCCCUGGCGGACCUGAUGGUGCUAAGGGGGAGGCCCCACUUCACGGUGGUGCGGUCCUUCCUGGUGUCGGACACGACCAAGGCCGGGUUCGGGAACGUGGACUUCGGUUGGGGGAAGCCGGUGUACGGUGGCCCGGCCAAGGGGGGAGUCGGGGCCAUCCCCGGGGUGGCCAGCUUCUACAUCCCCUUCAGGAACCGGGAGGGCGAGAAUGGCAUCGUCGUCCCGGUGUGCCUGCCGGCCCCGGCCAUGCGAAUAUUCGUGCAGGAGCUGGACGCCUUGCUGAAGGAUCCACCGCCCAGCACUAACACCAACAAGUCAACCUUUGUCAUUUCUUCCCUGUGAACUGUAUCCGCCUAGGCAAAUUUCAUUUUCAUGUGGUGUGAUGAUCUCUCGUUUUUACCUUUUCUUGUAUGGGAGUGAGAACUGGUAAUCUACAUGCUGCUCUACUAUUGAAAUGAGAACAAGGCUUUCCCGUAA